UUAUUUUUAACCGCAAUCUUUUUAAAAUGGCGGACAGUGAAGGGGCUGAAAAGGUUCUCUUUGUUUUCGAUUUCGACCACACACUCAUCGAUGACAACUGUGACACAUAUGCCAUGAACGUGGCACCUCAGCUGAACCUAAUUGAGAAGGUACACGAGAUGAGAAAGGAGUUUACCCUAUGGAUAACAAUGAUGAAUUAUGUCAUGAAAGCUCAGUAUGAACAUGGUUCCAAGCCAGAGGACGUCCUCAGAGUAAUGAAAGAGAUAGAUUUAAUAGGACCAAUGAAGAGAACACUAGAAAAAAUAAAGGAACAUCCACUCGUAGAUGCUAUCAUAGUUUCAGAUGCCAAUUCAUUCUUUAUACGUGCGAUAUUGGAGAAUCACAACUUAGCAGACGUUUUUAAGACAAUCCACACCAAUCCAGCAUGUUUCAACGAAUCCGGCUGUCUAGAAAUCAGCCACUACCAUGCUCACUGCUGCACUCGUUGUCGUAAAACCCCAAACAUGUGCAAGGGUCUAAUAAUGCACAGCAUAGCCGAAGAGAGGAGUACAUAUUCCAGGAUAGUUUAUGUAGGGGAUGGAUCUAAUGAUUACUGUGCUGCUAUGCAUCUUUCUCCUCGCGAUCACGUUGUGGCUAGGACAGGAUAUGGUCUUGCCAAGAGGAUAGCUGCAGAGAAGCCUCCACCUAGUUUUAAUGUGAUUGAUUUUACUGAUCCUCAAGCCGCAGUUCUAUUACAGAGCCUGAUGCCAUGAGUACUAUCUUUAAUUAAUUUAUUUUUUAAUGCUAUAGAUAUAAUAGUCGGUUUCAUUUUAACUCUUCAUAACAAUCAAAUUAAUAAUUAUAAUACUAAAUGAUAUCGAUUUUCAUUUUUAAAACAUAAAAAUAAUACCAAUCAAUUAUUACUAUUAUAUCUCUAUUGUAAAAAAUAUCUUCCAGUUAUUACA
Molecule: messenger RNA, 944 nt
Organism: Amphimedon queenslandica
Lineage: Eukaryota; Metazoa; Porifera; Demospongiae; Haplosclerida; Niphatidae
Product: pyridoxal phosphate phosphatase PHOSPHO2-like
Exons: 1
Coding region: 27-752 (241 amino acids)
Molecular function (GO): phosphatase activity
Source: RefSeq, a predicted model, not a curated record